Molecule: messenger RNA, 2942 nt
Organism: Fulmarus glacialis (Northern fulmar)
Lineage: Eukaryota; Metazoa; Chordata; Aves; Procellariiformes; Procellariidae
Gene: CD2AP
Product: CD2-associated protein
Exons: 18
Coding region: 1-1965 (654 amino acids)
Molecular function (GO): protein binding
Source: RefSeq, a predicted model, not a curated record
AUGCUGCCUGUGAAAACUCAGGAGAACGUUGUCUCCCUCUCAGUGGACUAUAUCGUGGAAUAUGACUAUGAUGCAGUGCACGAUGAUGAGUUAACGAUCCGAGUUGGGGAAAUCAUCAGGAAUGUGAAAAAACUGGAAGAAGAAGGAUGGUUAGAAGGGGAGCUAAAUGGCAAAAGGGGCAUGUUCCCUGACAAUUUUGUGAAGGAAAUUAAGAAGGAUGUAGAGCCCAAGGAUGAUGCCGUACCAGUCAGGAGGGAGAAAUCUGGCAAUGUAGCCAGUCUUGUGCAGCGUAUGAGCAGCUAUGGGCUUCCAGCAGGAGGAUUUCAGCCUCAUCCCCCAUCCAAAAGCUUCAAGAAGAGGUCCAAGAAGCGGCAGUGCAAAGUGCUCUUUGAAUACAUUCCACAGAACGAGGAUGAGCUGGAACUCAAGCUGGGGGAUGUGAUCGACAUCAAUGAAGAGGUAGAAGAAGGCUGGUGGAAUGGAACACUGAAUGGCAAGGCAGGGUUGUUUCCUUCAAACUUCGUGAAAGAAUUGGAAUUGACGGAUGAUGGAGAAACACAGGACACUCUGGAUGACACAGAGUCUGUUUUCAGUGGUCCUACCUCACCUGUGGUCUCUUCAGGAAAUGGGAGUGAACCUGGAUCUGGACCAGCACAGCCAAAGAAAAUCCGAGGUAUUGGGUUUGGAGAUAUCUUUAAAGAAGGCUCAGUGAAACUUAAGACAAGAUUAUCCAGUAAUGAAUCAGAAGAUAAAAAGCAAGAUAAGCCAUCACCUAACCAUCCCCCUGGAACAAAGCUAGUUCAUUUUCCCAGUACAACAAAAACUGAAAACUCAUCAGAAGUAGUAAAACCAGAAGCUGAAAGUAAACCAAAAGCCAAGGAAUAUUGCAGGACAAUAUUUUCCUAUGAAGGCUCAAAUGAUGAACUCAGCUUUAAAGAAGGCGAGAUCAUUCAAAUAAUCAGUAAGGACACUGGAGAGCCAGGCUGGUGGAAAGGAGAACUCAAUGGUAAAGAAGGAGUCUUCCCAGAUAAUUUUGCUGUUCAAAUACAAGAGUCUGAUAAAGACUUUCCUAAGCCAAAGAAACCUCCACCUCCAGUAAAAAGUCCAGCUCCAAAGCCUGAAUUGCCAACUGGAGAGAAGAAGUUCCCUUCUUUGAGGCCUGAAGAAAAAGAUGACAAAGGAGCUGUGGAUCAGAAGCCUUUGAAGCCACAGGCUCCUCAAGUACCACCCAAGAAGCCUAUUCCUCCAAGCAAGACUAACAGCUUACUGAGAGCAGGGCUUCUGCACCCAAGACGUCCAGAUAAACCUGUUUUGCCAUCAUCUGUAUCCAAAUCUAAUGGAGAAGUUGUUUCUCUUCGACCAAAAUCUGAAGUUGAGCCAGUAGCAAAACCAAAGUUAGACUCUGAACCAUUACCGCUUAGACCAAAAUCAGUAGAGGUAGAUUCACUUGUGGUAAAGAGCUCUAAAGAAUCAGAUCUGUUAAGCUUUGAUGAUGUAAUAGCUACCUCAGAUAAUCUAUCGCACCCUACUGCAAACCGACCCAAGAUGCCUGGUAGGAGGCUGCCUUCACGUUUCAAUAACAGUAGUCCUGCAAGUCAAAAUGUGAGUCCAGAAAAAAAUUUGAAGGUGCAGAAAGAAGAAAGUGCCAAACCAAAGCCAGUUGAAACAAAAAAGCCAUCUGCAUUCAGUACACCAAUUCCAUCUUCAUCUCAGAGACCAAGUUCUGUUAUACUCAACUUUUUUCCUGGAGACAUCCAAUUUAAAGGAGAAACGGAUGAUGAAAAAAUUUCUGUGGAAGAGCUCAGGACUCAGAUUAAUGAUUUGAUGGGUUUAGUAGAUGCACUGAAGAAAGAACAUGGGAGAGAACUGGAAAAACUAAAGAGGGAUUUGGAAGAAGAGAAGCUGUUGAGAAGUAAUCUGGAGCUUGAAAUAGAAAAAUUGAAGAAAGCAGUGAUGUCUACAUGAAACAGCUAUGGACUCAAUGUUUUUUAACUCACCAGGAAUUCAAAGCUGAACACAAGGAGAACUGACUCUAAUUUCAUAAUAAUGGAUGCUGGUGUUCUACAGUCUUAAAGGAAAAAAAUAUAAUAAAAAAAGGAAUAUAGUCUUUUAUUCAGAGAAAUAAGAAAACAAAAAAGAAUAAUGGUGUAAUUUUUUUGCCAAUAUAAAAGAGGCCUUAUUUCUUACUGUGCUGGAAUUGCAGACCUUAUUUUUUGGUUUGCUUGAAAAUACUACUGAAUCUGUAUAGAAAGGAGAGGGAAUUCUUAAUAGAUUUUUAUUGAAUACCUGUAGCUUAAUUUUUAAAGAGAUCUAUACUAUAAAUAGGGUGAUUUAUCUUUACAACUAAUCUGUAAAAUAGUCUAUUGGGAGGGAUGGAAUAACUGCAUUGUAAUUGUAGUCACUACUUUUCCCCUACACGCAAAAGGGAAUAUAUAAUAUUUGUAUAAUUUUGGCAGUCUUACCCAGGGUUAUGCUGUUGUGCCUGUCUGCAGUGAAAAUAUUAAUAAUAUGCUGUUUAUAAGUUGAGUAAUGAGAUAGGAAUUUGUUAAUGCAAUGAAGCAGAUGAAACUCCUAUGCAUUGUGGUAAGAACGAAUGAUCUAAUCUGGGUAGUUUAGCAGAACAUUUUGUCACUUGCACUAUUGGAUUAAAAAGGGAUUUAGGACUGAAUCAUGAAGUUAUGACAAAAUUAACUUUUAAAACCACAGAAUGAAAUACAGAAACAAGACUAGAAUCCAGUCUUAACUCAACCUGUUGUGCCUAAAAUAUUACAGCAUGAAAAAGUAAACCUUAAGUCACAAUGUCUGUGCUUCUGUGUAUCUAAACUGAAGUCAUCAGUCUUUCUAGUGGUUAAAUAUGCAUCUUGAUCUGUUUUUACAAUAGUUAGGUUUUGUUUAUAACAUGUCUCCAAAUAAAUCCCUUUGGAACUUUGAUACUCUCAAAA